AGGCUGUAAAGGUUUCUACUGCUCAUUAGGUUGUAUUUGUGAUAUCUAAGCUGUAUAUUCAAUCUCAAUUUGGUAUAUUCACCGUUAGACUUGGAAUAAGUUAAAGCCAUAAAAAGAAUAAUUGCGGAGCUAUAUUUACUAUUUAAAACAACAGAUCGUCACACAAAUACUUCGAAUAAAAUUAACUAAACUGCAAGGAUGAUGACAGAGAAAAUUGUUCAGGGUCACCCCAGUUUGGUUAACAAAGGGAUUUUAAGUGAUCAUCAAAUUGCCACUAAUUUAAGUGACGACAUGGGUUGGAAAUCUAAACUGAAGCUUCCCCCAAAGGACAACCGAUUCAAAACAACAGAUGUGACUGAUACACGUGGCAACGAAUUUGAAGAAUUUUGUCUUAAGCGGGAACUUCUCAUGGGUAUUUUCGAAAAAGGUUGGGAGCGACCAUCACCGAUUCAAGAAGCUGCUAUACCUAUUGCCUUAAGCGGAAAAGAUGUUUUAGCUCGAGCAAAAAACGGCACUGGAAAAACGGGAGCAUAUUGCAUUCCUGUCCUGGAGCAAAUUGACCCCACUAAAGACUAUAUUCAAGCAUUAGUAAUGGUCCCUACACGAGAACUGGCUUUGCAGACUUCACAAAUAUGCAUUGAACUUGCUAAGCAUCUGGAUAUUCGAGUAAUGGUAACAACAGGAGGAACCAUUUUAAAGGAUGACAUUCUUCGUAUAUAUCAAAAAGUACAAUUAAUAAUUGCAACUCCCGGUCGAAUUUUGGAUUUAAUGGAUAAAAAAGUGGCAGAUAUGUCCCAUUGUAAAAUAUUAGUCUUGGAUGAAGCUGAUAAGCUGCUUUCAUUAGAUUUUCAAGGCAUGCUGGAUCAUGUUAUAUUAAAAUUACCCAAGGAUCCACAGAUAUUGCUGUUUUCCGCUACAUUUCCAUUAACCGUAAAAAACUUUAUGGAAAAACAUUUGCGUGAACCCUAUGAGAUAAACCUUAUGGAAGAGUUAACAUUGAAAGGUGUCACCCAAUACUAUGCAUUUGUACAAGAACGGCAGAAAGUUCACUGCUUAAACACUUUAUUUUCAAAACUGCAAAUAAAUCAAUCAAUAAUAUUUUGCAACUCUACGCAACGUGUUGAACUCUUAGCAAAAAAAAUAACUGAACUCGGCUAUUGCUGUUACUACAUUCAUGCUAAAAUGGCCCAAGCACAUAGAAACAGAGUCUUUCACGAUUUCCGACAAGGUCUGUGCCGUAAUUUGGUUUGCUCUGAUUUGUUUACCCGUGGUAUAGAUGUACAAGCUGUGAAUGUCGUAAUCAAUUUCGAUUUUCCACGAAUGGCGGAAACAUAUUUACAUCGAAUCGGCCGAUCUGGUCGGUUUGGUCAUUUAGGUAUCGCCAUUAAUUUAAUUACUUACGAGGAUCGAUUUGACCUGCAUCGUAUUGAAAAGGAAUUAGGAACGGAAAUAAAACCCAUACCAAAAGUAAUUGACCCAGCACUGUACGUGGCAAAUGUCAGUGGAUCUUCAGGAGAAACUUGCAACAAUAGUGAUCUUAAUAAUUCUACAAAUGAAGAAGGCAAUGUUAGUAAAUAGAUAAAAAAGAUUAAUUUAAAAAAUAAAAAGAUUUGAAAUGUCUAAAACAUGGAAACAAUAAAUGAAAACUAAUAUUGCA
Molecule: messenger RNA, 1657 nt
Organism: Drosophila virilis
Lineage: Eukaryota; Metazoa; Arthropoda; Insecta; Diptera; Drosophilidae
Gene: me31B
Product: ATP-dependent RNA helicase me31b
Biological process (GO): cytoplasmic stress granule assembly; negative regulation of translation; P-body assembly
Cellular component (GO): cytoplasmic stress granule; P-body
Molecular function (GO): RNA helicase activity; mRNA binding; ATP binding
Source: RefSeq, a predicted model, not a curated record